UUCCUGCACGGCCGAGGCCAGAAGGAGCUGAGCGUGCAGAUGGUGCAGACGAUGAAGAUCGGCUUGAAGGACCAAAACAAGGGGCUCUUCUCCAUCUGGCAAGAGAUCUUCCAGCUCCCAAAGGCCCAAAGGCACAGGAUAGGAACGGACCCCGCUUUGCCACCCCAGCUCCUGGUGGGCGACGACGACCUCUCACACCUUGGGGGGAUCACUGGCUUCAACGCGUCCUCCCAGCGCUUCCACCACAUCCUGCACCUUGCUGUCUCCUCGGGGGAGCAGGAGAAGCUGGCCCAGGGUCUCUAUGAGAAUUUCCUGAACAUGAAGCUGCGGGACUCCAGUUUCAGCUCGGUGUGCUUGGCCCUGGAGUGGUUGGGCUUCUCCGACCUGCUGAGCCGGGCUGUCCUGCACGGGCAGAGCUUCCAGCUGAUGCGAUACCUGCCCUUCCUGCCCGUGGCUUUCCACCUGCUCUUUGCGGCCACCAGCAUCCCCCGGCUCGCUUAUCCCAGCAGCCAGCACGAGGCCCUGGCCAAGCUGAACUACACGCAGAACCUUGUCGUGUCCAUGGUGUCAGGGAUAACGCCCAGCGCCCGCAGCCGCGCCGGGCAGCAGUCUCUCGUCCUGGAGGUUCUCUGUCUGCUGCUGGACAUCAUCGCCCCGAAGCUUCGACCGGUGAACACCCAGCUCUACAGCCUGAAGGAGAAGCAGCAGCUGGCAAACCUCAUCAGCACCAUGCUGGCCUACACCUUCCACCAGGAGCGCCUGCCCGAGGGCCAGUACGUCUACAAGCUCGACCCGUAAGUCCUGAGGGUGAGGAGAAUACCUGACCCCAGCUCAGAGCAACGCUACUACCAGGCCAAGCAGCUCAUCGCCAGGGAGAUCGAGCUGGAGAAGAUGAGGAGGACGGAAGCUUUGCUGCAAGCGCGAAACCUGGGCGAGGAGCCCAGGAAUGGCCUCAGUGAGGAGGGAGAGCGAGCGGCCGCGGCGCCAGCAGGCCCCCCCAACCACCGGCAGCGCCUGGAGCACAUCGUCCGGAGGGUGGCAGUGGAGGAAAAGCCUGAGACCGAUUUCUUCGGGCGGCCGAUUCAGCGGCAGGAGCCGCCGGGGGGCCCCACCCCCACUCUUCUCACCCCCACAGCCCCUCAAGCCUCCGUGGAGAGCCAGAUGGGAAAGGCUGUGGGGAAGAGCGACGUGUGGUUUCGCUUUAACGAAGGCGUUUCCAACGCCGUGAGGAGGAACAUCUACAUCAAGGACCUGCUCUAG
Molecule: messenger RNA, 1260 nt
Organism: Apaloderma vittatum (bar-tailed trogon)
Lineage: Eukaryota; Metazoa; Chordata; Aves; Trogoniformes; Trogonidae
Gene: CHTF18
Product: CTF18, chromosome transmission fidelity factor 18 homolog (S. cerevisiae)
Source: RefSeq, a predicted model, not a curated record